Messenger RNA from Lycium ferocissimum, 1331 nucleotides. Its product is annotated as dehydration-responsive element-binding protein 3-like. The transcript is spliced from 2 exons. Gene Ontology annotation, biological process: regulation of DNA-templated transcription. Bases 334 to 939 code for a protein of 201 amino acids. NCBI's taxonomy places the organism in Eukaryota, Viridiplantae, Streptophyta, Magnoliopsida, Solanales, Solanaceae. Gene Ontology annotation, molecular function: DNA-binding transcription factor activity; DNA binding. The record is from RefSeq and is a predicted model, not a curated record.
UUAAAACGAAUGAAACAUAUUUCUUCCUGCAAUAAAUUUUACGCGAAGCGAACCUCAAUUAAUCUGAAUAUCAUAUUGUUGCGAACGCCAGAUUGACAGAACAACACUUAUUCAUUCUGUCACACCAACGCUCUCUCCAACCAAUACUUCAUCCUUUAUGUUUCCCUUUCAUUAUCACCCUCCUUAUUAUGGUAAGUUGCAUUACACUCUGAGAUUUCUCUCUUUAUAUAUAUCUCCUACUUUUUGGCAUUCAGAUACAUACUCCCCUUUAUGUACGUAACUACCAAUUUCUGUCACCAAACAAGUACAAUCAUCUCUAAAACAUUAAAUUAAAUGACUCAAGUUAUACAAUCUUCCUCUUCUUCCUCCUCAUCCAAUACCAACAAGGCAAAAACAGAGAAACGUAUGACAAAACGAACAAGAGACCAUGACCAUCCAGUUUACAGAGGAGUUAGAAUGCGAAGUUGGGGGAAAUGGGUGUCUGAAAUUCGACAACCUCGUAAGAAAUCACGUAUUUGGCUAGGUACUUAUCCGACACCAGAAAUGGCUGCAAGAGCACAUGAUGUUGCUGCACUAAGUAUCAAAGGAAACUCAGCUAUUCUUAAUUUUCCUCAACUUGUUGAAUCACUGCCUCGUCCAGCUUCAGUUUCACCUAGAGAUGUUCAAGCUGCCGCAGCAAAAGCAGCUGCUAUGGAUGAGCUAACCUCUGCUUCAUCCUCAUCCUCAUUGUCUUCAUUGGGUGUGUCGAUGGAGACAACAGCAGCAUCAGAAGAGUUGGGCCAGAUAAUAGAGUUACCGAGUUUGGAGGGGACUUUUGACUCGGACGAGUUGAAGUUGAGUGACUCGGCUGAUGCUGAUGGAUGGGUGUAUCCACCGUGGGGGGCAUUUGACAAUGAAUUUUGUGGGCAUUUCUUUGAAGAGACGCUGAAAUGGACUUGAUAAUCUUGAUCAAAGACAAGUGUGAGCGGAUUUAGGAUAUUGAGUGGGUUCUCGCGAAUUCAGUAACUUUUGCGUGUUGUAUUGAGAAAUCUAAUAAAUAUGUAAGAAUUACGAAUUGGGAAUCCAUUAACAAAGAGUGUUAUUGGUCUAGUCGUAGAAAAGAACCUGUUAACCUUUGGUGCCGUCUUUGUCGAGAGCUCAAAUCCCCGUGGUCACCAUGUAAGUAGGUCUGUUUUAGAUUUUUUUUUACUUUUUUGGUUUAUUUUUCUUUGCAUUUGGAUUAUUGUGGUAUGCUUUGUCCAUAAUCAUAAUUUCUUCUUCUUACACGUUUUGUAAAUAAAAGAAUUCUCUUUUGUAUGUAUGAUGAAGGGAAAGUGAUCAAGAUUUGCUCA